AUCGGUUGUGACUCUAUCACCAUGUUCAGUCCACGCUAGCUUUUUUUUUGGAAGUAUUGAUUGAUUUUUUUUUUUUCUUUCCUUCUUUUUACCUUUGGACUUACAAACAGAGGGGGGAAACACUCUGUCUGUUGGAGCAACAUGUCUGGCUAUGUGCUCACCAGAGAUGCUAAAUGAAAUCAGUUAAAACUCGAAUUCAGACAUCGGUGAGCCUCCACGGACAGUGAGAUGAUUUCUGGAGGAACGAAGGAUGAGGAGUGACGCGAUGGCGCUCGGUUACGGCUCCAAGAAGUCAGUCUCAUGUGACCAGGUGGUCAUUCCUGCUUCUCUGGACAAUGGGGUAGGAGCUGGUGGACAAGCUGUGGCUCCGCCCACCAGGAAGACCUGGUCCAAGUGUAAAUGUCUCCUGGCCGUCAUCAUGAUCGUCGUCCUCAUAGCGGCAGGAGCAGCACUGGCCUGGUACUUCUUGGAAUACAGGGUUUGGGUGUUGGAGCCUCGCGUCCAGCAGCAGUACACGGCCUACGUGUCCAUCAUGAACCGGAACUUCACAGCUGAUCUGUCCUCUCACGACAACGCUGCAUUCAAGAAAGAGGCCAAGGGAGUUCAGAAACUGAUAGAGAAGAUAAUGAAGGGCUCGAGUCUUUCUCGCUACUUCAACUCCACCACCGUCUUCGCCUUUGGGGAGGGGAGUGUCGUGGCUCACUUCUGGAUAGUGAUGUCUGUGCCAGGCAGCCAUGUUGGGAGGGUCACACUGGAGAAGGUCACCGCGAGCCUGGAGAAAGGCCUGAGGUGGUACGGAAGGUCGGGGGAGGAGGAGACGGCGUGCCUCGGCGGAUACAUCCUCCACCUCCCCUCGCUGUCCGUCAGCGACACUGACUACAAAGUCAUAGAGCUUUUGAAAGCCUCAUUUGACUGUUACCGCUACCAGAAGGUGGUGUCCAGCAGCCCCGUGGCUCUCCGUGGCCCCAACACGCAGCGCUCCUCCUGCCUGUGGCACCUCCAGGCCGUCCCCGGCUCCCAGCUGGAGCUCCACAUGGAGUGGCUGCUGCCGGACUGUCGAGACAGGCUGCUGGUGUACAACUCCCUCACCCCCACAGAUACCCAGCUCAUCACAUCUGUGUAUGGCUGCAGCAGACACGAGCGUGUGGUGCGUGUCCUGUCCUCGGGCGAGUGGAUGACGGUGGUUUGGAAACAGGGUCUGUACAACUACAAGGACCCCUUCUCUCUGUCGGCACAGGCCUGGUACCGCCAGGACUGUAACUCCACCAUAGAGCUCACGGCAGCUUCAGGGAUCCAGGGGACACUGAGGACACCUUUCUUCCCCAGCUACUACCCCCCUGACACCAACUGUAGCUGGAGCUUCACUAUGCCCGGGGUGGGGAUGGGCUUGUCUCUAGAAUUUGAGGGCUAUGAGCUGAGCCGAGCCAGCUACAACGAGGUCUGUACCCAGGGGCAGUGGAUCAUCCAGAACCGCAGGCUGUGUGGUACCAGAGGCCUGCAGCCGUACAACGAGCGCCUCCUCCUGCUCCCCACGACAGCCACGGUCGUCAUGACGUCAGAGGUGUCGCUCACAGGGCCGGGCCUUCAGCUGCACUACAGAGUCUUCAACCUGUCCGAUCCUUGUCCCGGUCAGUUCCUGUGCUCCACUAACGGCCUGUGUGUUCCUGCCUGUGAUGGAAUCAAGGACUGUCCCAACGGGCUCGAUGAGAGGAACUGCGUGUGUGUGGCCAAGUUCCAGUGUCCAGAGGACAGUCAGUGUGUCGACUACUACAAGGUGUGUGACCAACACCCGGACUGCCCCGAGGCAACAGACGAGAUGAACUGCACAACUGGUGUGCAGUGUACAGAUAUGACCUAUGUGUGCGCCGAUGGAACCUGCUUGAAGAAGCCGAAUCCAGAGUGCGACUCUGUCACCGACUGCCCCGACGCCUCUGAUGAGAAACAGUGUGACUGCGGCCUGCGGCAGUUCUCCAGCCGCAUCGUGGGAGGGACCAACGCCACGGAGGGGGAGUGGCCGUGGCAGGCCAGUCUGCAGGUGCGGGGCACCCACAUCUGCGGCGGCGCUCUUAUCGCCAACCAAUGGGUGAUUUCCGCUGCCCACUGUUUCUAUGACGACCGUCUCUACUCUCCCUCGGCGUGGACUGUCUAUCUGGGUAAACUCCUGCUGAACCGCAGCAGCCCGACUGAAGAGGUGGCACGAGUUCAACGCAUCCACCUUCAUCAGUACUACGACGAUGACACCCACGACUACGACCUGGCCCUGCUGAAGCUGGACCGGCCCGCCUCCCUGCAGAUGGCUGGACACGCUCGACCCGCCUGCCUGCCUCCUCCCACCCACCAGCUGGAGCCGGACCUGCUCUGCUGGGUCACCGGCUGGGGGGCUCUCAACGAGGGAGGCAGUUCCAGCAACGUGCUGCAGAAGGUGGACGUUCGCCUGGUCAGCGAGGAAGCCUGCAUUCGCUCCUACGGCCACCUGGUCACUCCCAGAAUGCUUUGCGCCGGUUACCGCAGUGGAGACAAAGAUGCCUGUCAGGGAGACUCCGGCGGUCCGUUGGUUUGCCAGGAGCCGUCGGGUCGCUGGUUCCUGGCCGGGGUGGUGAGCUGGGGCAAAGGCUGCGGGCGUCCAGACUACUACGGCGUCUACACUCGCAUCACCAGGCUCACUGACUGGAUCGAGCAGAUCAUCAACAGCCCCUGAGACGUUGUGGGAUCAUCAUCAUCAUCAUCAUCAUCAUCCUUAAAUCAAUAUCCUCAUAACAGCUCGGUGCAAAGGAAGAUGUUAUCCAUGCGAGGAUAAAAAAAAAGCACCGGCAGAUGGCUUUGAGACGGCCUUCUCUGUCAGACAGCAAGGUGGCAAAGCAUGAAAGGCCUCCGAAAUCAUAAUGAAGCUAAAAAUAAUCAACUGUAUUUAUGUGGCACCUUUCAGAAUUGAUAUUGUAAAGUGUUGAUUCAGCUUGCAGUUAAAAGAAAUAUGUAAAAAAAAAACAACUUAUAAUAUGAUAAAGUUUUAUUAAGAAUGGUAAUAGAACUCAUUUUUGAAAUGUAAUGAUAGUUCUCGGACAAUUUUACGUUGUACAUGUCAUGCUGUCAGGCUGAUAAGUUGCUCCCUUUUAGACUGAAUCUUCUUUAUUUUAAACAUUUUGGACUUAAAGCAUUUUUCCACAAUAAAACGUCUUUCUGUU
Acanthopagrus latus (yellowfin seabream) is the source of this 3182-nucleotide messenger RNA. RefSeq names its product transmembrane protease serine 6. The record is from RefSeq and is a predicted model, not a curated record. Lineage: Eukaryota; Metazoa; Chordata; Actinopteri; Spariformes; Sparidae. Bases 251 to 2698 code for a protein of 815 amino acids. The transcript is spliced from 18 exons. Gene Ontology annotation, molecular function: protein binding; serine-type endopeptidase activity. Gene Ontology annotation, biological process: proteolysis.